AUGUCUAAGCUUUCACGUAAUGUUAUAAUGCACGUUGUUUUAUUAACCAUAAUAAUCACUGGAAUAGUAGAUGGAAAAAAAGUUAAAAAUUGUGGCGGUAGAGGAAAAGAUAGAGGAACAAAAGGAAGCGGUGUUGGUGCUGGGGGAGGUGUAAGUGGAGGUGGUGGAGGAGGAGUUGGUGGUGGUGCUGGUGGAGGUGGUGGAGGUUUAGGAGGAGGAGUUGGUGGAGCCGUAGGAGGAGGUGCUGGUGGUGGUGGAAGCGUAGGAGUUGGUGCUGGUGGAGGUUUAGGAGGAGGAGUUGGUGCUGGUGGAGGUUUAGGAGGAGGAGUCGGUGCUGGAGGAGGUGUAGGUGGAGGUGCUGGAGGAGGAGUUGGUGGUGGAGGUGGUGCUGGUGGAGGUUUAGGAGGAGGAGUUGGUGGAGCCGUAGGAGGAGGUGCUGCUGGUGGUGGAAGCAUAGGAGUUGGUGCUGGUGGAGGUUUAGGAGGAGGAGUUGGUGGUGGUGCUGGUGGAGGUUUAGGAGGAGGUGCUGGAGGGGCCGUAGGAGGAGGUACCGGUGGAGGAGCACGUGGAGGUGUAGGAGGAGGUGGUGGAGGUAGUGCUGGUGGAGGUUUAGGAGGAGGUGUUGGUGGUGGUGGAAGCAUAGGAGUUGGUAUUGGUGGAGGUUCAGGAGGAGGAGUUGGUGGUGGUGCUGGUGGAGGGGCCAUAGGAGGAGGUGCCGGUGGAGGUGUAGGAGGUAGUGCUGGUGGAGGUUUAGGAGGAGGUGCUGGUGGUGGUGGAAACAUAGGAGUUGGUGCUGGUGGAGGUUUAGGAGGAGGAGUCGGUGCCGGUGGAGGUGCUGGAGGAGGAGUUGGUGGUGGUGCUGGAGGGUCCGUAGGAGGAGGUGCCGGUGGAGGAGCACGUGGAGGUGUUGGUGGAAGUGCUGGUGCAGGUGGAGGUUUAGGAGGAGGAGUCGGUGCUGGUGCUGGAGGGUCCGUAGGAGGAGGUACUGGUGGAGCCGUAGGAGGAGGUGCUGGUGGUGGUGGAAACAUAGGAGUUGGUGCUGGUGGAGGUUUAGGAGGAGGAGUCGGUGCCGGUGGAGGUGCUGGAGGGUCCGUAGGAGGAGGUGCCGGUGGAGGAGCACGUGGAGGUGUUGGUGGAAGUGCUGGUGCAGGUGGAGGUUUAGGAGGAGGAGUCGGUGCUGGUGGAGCCGUAGGAGGAGGUGUUGGUGCUGGAGGAGGAGCACGUGGAGGUGUUGGUGGAGGUGUAGGAGGAGGUGCUGGUGCUGGUGCAGGCGUCGGUGCUGGUGGAGGUUUAGGAGGAGGUGCUGGUGGAGCCGUAGGAGGAAGUGUUGGUGCUGGUGGAGGAGCACGUGGAGGUGUUGGUGGUGGUUUAGGAGGAGGAGUCGGUGCUGGAGGAGGUGUAGGUGGUGCUGGUGGUGGAGCCGUAGGAGGAGGUGCAGGUGGAGGAGCACGUGGAGGUGUUGGUGGAGCCGUAGGAGGAGGUGUUGGUGCUGGUGGAGGUUUAGGAGGAGGAGUCGGUGUUGGUGGAGGUUUAGGAGGAGGUGCUGGUGGAGGCGUAGGAGGAGGUGUUGUUGCUGGUGGAGGUGCUGGUGCUAGCGGAGGUUUAGGAGGAGGAGCUGGUGCUGGAGGAGGUGUUGGUGGAGGUGUUGGAGCCGCAGGAGGAGCUGGCGCUGGAGGAGGUGUAGGAGCUAGUGGCGGUGCACGAGUAGGUGUAGGAGCGGGUGGAGGUGGAGGGGCAGGUACUAGUAGUACAAGAGGAAGUGGGCCACAAAUUUAA
Messenger RNA from Medicago truncatula (barrel medic), 1776 nucleotides. RefSeq names its product glycine-rich cell wall structural protein. The coding region runs from base 1 to 1776 and encodes 591 amino acids. Lineage: Eukaryota; Viridiplantae; Streptophyta; Magnoliopsida; Fabales; Fabaceae. The transcript has a single exon. The record is from RefSeq and is a predicted model, not a curated record.